Messenger RNA from Pseudonaja textilis, 3356 nucleotides. The record is from RefSeq and is a predicted model, not a curated record. Lineage: Eukaryota; Metazoa; Chordata; Lepidosauria; Squamata; Elapidae.
GUGUUUAGGAUUGUUAUUUUUUAAUCCAACGAACUAUAAUUGAGACUAUUAGUAGAACUUUGUGCGACGUAUAAAAUCAGCCCUGCAUUUCAUCCACGAAUAGGGCUCGUAUGUCGAAGAUAAACACAGCACACUCAGGGAAACGUCCGAUGUAAACUCCAUUCUUAAUAGUCCAGGUAGGAAAGAAACAGCACUCCUGAACACAUUCGGCGUUAUAUGUUGUUGCAUCUGGGCUUGUAUUGCGGACAUUUUGAGAACCUUAACUCUUCCGUUGUGCUUGGUCAAAAGAAACUCGGGAUGGGAAAUCUCCUGCGGGGAGGGGAAAAAUUAAUCGGAAAAGCGUUUAAACAGCCAUUCCUUGUAGAAAUACGGCGCCACCGGCGAAAGACCGCAGCGGCUGAGAGUACGGUUACUGUCGGCAAGGAGAGAAGGGUGGGGUUUGGACGAGGAAGUUCCGGGCAGCCUCUUCUGUGCCUCCGCUGCGCCUCCUGGCGGUCACUCCGGCACUUUGCUUCGGCUCACUCCAGCCAAGGGCCUCGUUGCCAAUUUAACUGCAGUCGCAGCGAAGGAGGCGCCCAGCGCUCCCGCCCUCCUCCUCCUCCUCCUCCCCGCAACUCCCCCUCCGCCGCUUCCCUGCGAGUUGACUCGGCACAGUAAGCGCAGGGCCUGAACUCGGGCCCGUCCCGUUCGUCCCGCCGCCGUCAUGGACAUGAAGAAACGGAUCCGCUUGGAGUUACGAAACCUGACUCCUCCGGAUGUUAAAGAGCUUGUUCUUGAUAACUGCAGAUCAACUGGUGGUGAAAUUGAGGGACUCACAGAAAAGUUUGUGAACUUGGAGCUUCUCAGCCUAAUAAAUGUUGGACUGUACUCUGUCUCAAAUCUCCCUAAACUCCCCAAAUUGAAAAAGCUUGAACUCAGUGAGAACAGAAUUUCUGGAGGCCUUGAUGUAUUAGCAGAAAAACUUCCUAACCUCACACAUUUAAAUCUCAGUGGAAAUAAACUGAAGGAUAUUGAUACUUUGGAACCAUUGAAAAAGUUGGACUCUCUGAAGAGCCUUGACCUGUUCAACUGUGAAGUAACAAAUCUAAAUGACUACCGAGAGUGUGUCUUCACACUUCUUCCACAACUCACAUAUCUGGAUGGAUAUGAUCAGGAAGAUAAAGAGGCUUCUGACUCAGAUGCUGAAGUAGAUGGUUUUGAUGAGGACGAUGAGGACGAUGAGGAAGAUGAUGAUGAUGACGAUGACGACGACAUAUAUGAGGAUGAGGACGAAGACGAGGAUUCAUUUUAUGGUUUCUUUGGUUAUGAAGGGGGACAAGAUGAAGAAGAGGAAAAUAGUGGAGAGGAGGAAAAGGUUGUCCAUGACAGUGAAGAAGAUGAAGAAGAUGAUGAUGACGAUGAUGAUGAUGAAAAGGAAGAAGUUGAAGAAGAGAAUAGGAAAGGUGAAAAACGAAAAAGAGAAACAGAUGAUGAAGGGGAGGAAGAGGAUGACUGAAUUCUUCUGUGUCUCCAAAGGACUGUUCAGUAUUUCUUGGGGUACCCCUUGGAUGAUCUGUGACUUGAGGAGCACGUGUGACGCACCUGUAGUUCUCCCCCUCCAAGCGCAGCACUCAAAAAAAAAAAAAAGCCAAAGAGUCGGCUAUUCCUGUGACAUUCCAUGUACCCUGCAGCUGAUUUCUCCGGGUGGUUACAGACCCUAGCCUCCUUGGGCUAGCACCUUCACUUAUCCCCUUGGAGUUCCCAGGCCUUCAUCUCUCCCCAUUGCCCUAGCAAGAAGAACAAGUGUGGUGGGCCAGUCCUGGCUGUAGGGGCUCCACAUCACCCACGGACUGGACUUCCCUUUUUACUCUCUGUACAACAAGGCUUUGUAAAUAGAGUCCUAAAGUUUUGGGGACUGCUCGUCAUGCUUUGCUUUCCCUGCCUUUUGUUCCUUUUCUAAGCCAUUGGAUAUUUUUUACAUUAGGAUGUUUUAUGCAACAACAGAAAAAGUAUUUUUAAGAACUUGAAUUAAAUAAAUGUUAUUUGAUAAACUAAUCUCGCAGUUAUUAUAUUCAGAGAGGUUUGAAAAUGUGCCUUUUUUUUGUUUUUGCUUAAACUUUAGUAGACAGGGUUGUGAAUAUUCUGCAUUUGUGAAAUAAAACAGAAUCUGGAUUCUUUGAUCUAUUAAGGUUGUUUAGGUUAGGUAAUUUAUUUUGCUAUGCAAGUAAAUAACCCAGGAAGCCCUGCUUCUUCUUUUUCCCCAGCUUUACAGAUUGUACAAUUUACAAUGUAAGUAAAUUUAGAAAACUGACUUUUGAAGUUAAAUGUGCUUCCAGGUUAUAAAUGAACAGUACCAGGCUUGGAAGAUUUUAGGUGUUCACAGAGUUUUCUAUCUAGACGUGUUACUUAUUCAGAUAUUGUUUGUAGCCGUAUUUUUAGCUAUUUUGCAUAAGUAUUUCAAAUAGCCAUACUAAUACUAUAAUCCUAUGCAUAUAGGAUAAUAGUAGCUGUAAUUGUACCCAGAGGAAUUUGCUGCCAUGUGUAAAGGAUUCUGGCUUAAUGCACGUGUUUCAAUAUUUGAUAGAAAUUCAGUUGUAGCACUUGGUUGGUAAUGUUUUUCUGAUCAAAGGGUGAAUUCUGGAAUCUGUUAAAUGAAAUGAUCAGAGGAUGUAUUUCUAAAGUUCCUUUACAUAGUUUUUGCAAUCCUGCCAAUCAGCAGUUUUGUUGUAAGGGAAGGUUCUAAUUCCAGCCUUACUAAAAAGCCAUUUGAUUGAAUUUCAGCUUUAAGGGAAAAAAAGAAACAUAUACGGACUAAAGCUGUUGAGGUAUCCUUUAUGGCAUGUGUGAUUAAGCAAUAGUAAAAUGUUCUUGUAGACUAGUAACAGGAUUUUCCAUAGUUACAUGGUUGGUAUAAGUAUUAACAAUGCUUAGCUUUUCAAAGAUCAUUCCUUGUAUUUAUUAAGUACAAGCCUUGUCAUUCUUUCAUAUGGGGAUAUGUCCCCAAUGGCAUUUUAAGUUUCCUUGCUUUUAAAUCACUGUAAUAGAAAAAAAAUACUACCACCCAUAUAUCUUUAAAUAUAGUUAGGCGCUAUUUAAUAAAGCAUAAUCAGUUUGUCAUCACUGUAUAUAGAUUUUUCUUUUCUUUCCCUCUGCCUCAGAAAGCAUACAUGGCUAAAAUUUUGGUCUGCAUGUACUAUUUCAAAAGUGUUUUUAAAAACAAAAGUAAUUUUUAAAAAUAACUUUCAAGUGCUAAUUUGUUUUAUACAAGUUUCUUGGUAAACAGAACAAAAAGCAGUACAUAUAUACAUUUUUCAAGUAGAUUUGGAAUUUUUCAAUCCCUUUGAUCAAAGCAAUACAUAAAAAUAUGCAAAAAAAAA